GGGUUUGGGCUGUCUGCUUCACUUUUAUUUUCGCAGGAUAUACGUACACAACUGUGUAUCACCUUCGAAUCCAUUUCAAUUACGAACACUCAGCUCUCUCUCUCACUCUAAAAAAAACACAGUUGUGCGUGUAAAGCAAGCGAAGCCACAGCUCCAACACUUUCUCUCUCUGAGCAAUGGCGGAACACAAAACUAAAUACGAUCGUCAACUUAGGAUUUGGGGUGAGCAAGGACAAGCUGCCUUAGAGAAAGCAAGUAUAUGUCUACUUAAUUGUGGUCCUACUGGUUCAGAAACCCUGAAAAACCUUGUUCUUGGUGGUAUUGGAAGUAUUACUAUUGUUGAUGGAUCUAAAGUUGAAGAGGGCGAUCUUGGAAAUAACUUUAUGGUGGACGAGUCAUGCAUUGGGCAGUCCAAAGCCAAAUGUGUCUGUUCAUUUCUUCAAGAAUUGAAUGAUGCUGUUAAAGCCAAGUUCAUUGAAGAGAAUCCAGAGGAAUUGAUUAAAACGAACCCUUCAUUCUUUUCUCAGUUUACCUUGGUCGUAGCUACACAGCUGGUGGAAGAAUCAAUGGUAAAGCUGGAUAUAAUCUGCCGGGAAGCAAAUGUUAUGUUGAUAUUUGCACGGUCCUACGGUCUGACUGGGUUUGUUCGCAUCAGUGUGAAGGAACAUACAGUAAUUGAAUCCAAGCCUGAUCAUUUUCUUGAUGAUCUCCGAUUAAAUAACCCGUGGCCUGAGCUCACAAGGUUUACGGAAACUAUUGAUAUAAAUGUGCCUGAUCCCGUGGUUCACAAACAUACACCAUAUGUUAUAAUUCUUAUAAAGAUGGCAGAUGAAUGGGCCAAAAGUCAUGGUGGAUGCCUACCAGCAACCAGGGAUGAGAAAAGGGAGUUUAAGGAAAUGAUAAAAUCCAGGAUGAUAGCUAUAGAUGAAGACAACUAUAAAGAAGCUAUAGAUGCUUCAUUCAAAGUUUUUGCUCCUCGAGGAAUUAGUUCGAGUUUGCUACAUGUUAUCAAUGAUCCUUCUGCAGAAGUUACUUCCAAUUCAUCAGAUUUUUGGAUAAUGGUUGCAGCUCUUAAGGAAUUCAUCAAUAAUGAAGGUGGCGGUGAGGCACCACUUGAGGGAUCAAUUCCAGACAUGACAUCUUCUACAGAGUUGUAUGUAAACUUGCAGAAAAUUUACCAAGCCAAGGCUGAGUCUGACAUGCUCAUAGUUGAGCAGCGAGUACGGGAUAUAUUGAAGAAAAUCGGUAGAGAUACAAAUAGCAUCUCAAAGACCAAAAUAAAAAGCUUUUGUAAAAAUGCAAGGAAGCUGGCAGUAUGCAGAUAUCGCCUUCUUGAGGAUGAGUUCAACUCCCCUGUGCAACCAGAGUUGCAAAAGUAUCUAACAGAUGAUGAUUAUAGUAUUGCCGUGGGAUUCUAUGUAUUACUCCGAGCUGUUGAUCGAUUUGUUACCAACUUUAAUAGCUUCCCUGGGCAAUUUGAGGGUGUCAUGGAUGAGGAUAUAUCUCGAUUGAAAGCUACAGCAGUUGGCUUACUUAAUGACUUGGGUUGCAACAGUUCAACUUUGACAGAGGACCUUAUCAAUGAGAUGUGCAGAUAUGGUGCUGCGGAGCUCCACGCAGUUUCUGCUUUCGUUGGCGGCAUCGCAUCACAAGAAAUUAUCAAGCUCAUCACUAGGCAGUUCAUUCCCAUGUCCGGGACAUUCAUCUUUAAUGGCAUUGAUCACAAAUCUCAACUGCUGAUGCUGUAGCUAAAGCACAAGGUAGGAAGGUACAUUUUAACUAAUUUAAUUGCAUGGGGAGAUGGCAACUGUGGUAUAGUUUACCUUGGAGAUUGAUAAUAUUCUACAUGGGCUAAGAGGAUCAAACUGUAGCGCCCAUUGGUGCAUCCAAUUUCUUGUCAAGGACUAUACAUUUUCGCUUUUACAAAAUUAAUAUAGUUUACUGUAAUUUUUUGGGAGACAAGGAUGCAUACUUGCAUGUUUGAAUGAUGGUUCUUAACUUCUUAUUGCAAGUUUUGUACGAUUA
Messenger RNA from Daucus carota subsp. sativus, 2025 nucleotides. RefSeq names its product NEDD8-activating enzyme E1 regulatory subunit AXR1. Gene Ontology annotation, cellular component: cytoplasm. Gene Ontology annotation, biological process: protein neddylation. The record is from RefSeq and is a predicted model, not a curated record. The transcript has 14 exons. Bases 177 to 1748 code for a protein of 523 amino acids. Gene Ontology annotation, molecular function: NEDD8 activating enzyme activity. NCBI's taxonomy places the organism in Eukaryota, Viridiplantae, Streptophyta, Magnoliopsida, Apiales, Apiaceae.